Staurois parvus is the source of this 391-nucleotide messenger RNA. NCBI's taxonomy places the organism in Eukaryota, Metazoa, Chordata, Amphibia, Anura, Ranidae. The record is from the annotation of a GenBank genome assembly.
UUUUUUACUAGUAUGGCGGUGAUCAGCAACUUAUAGUGGAACUGCGGCGGGCAUUCUGACACUGAGGGGAACUGACUUGGUGUCACUGACAUCCCCAGUGACACCAAUACAGUGAUCAGUGCUAAUAAACAGCACUGACACUGUACUAAUGGCACUGGGCAGGAAGGGGUUAACAUGUGUGGGGGAUCAAAGGGUUAACUGUGUGCAUUUUACUAUGUGCUGUUUUGUGCUGUAUUUCAUUGUAAGCACACUGCUUUGUAUGGCUGUGCUAUGCAGAGCCACACAAAGCAGUGUGCAGGAGCUGACAGGAGAGAGAUCUGUGUUGUUUAUACACAGGUCUCUCCCUCAUGUCGGAGAUACUCGGCGAUCACCGGAUGCUGACGAGAAAACA